This is a messenger RNA of Magallana angulata, 3291 nucleotides long. RefSeq lists its product as uncharacterized. The record is from RefSeq and is a predicted model, not a curated record. Lineage: Eukaryota; Metazoa; Mollusca; Bivalvia; Ostreida; Ostreidae. The transcript is spliced from 3 exons. Bases 538 to 3165 code for a protein of 875 amino acids.
UUGUUUUUUGGGUUUUUUUUCUAAGCCGUCAAGCAAUCUCAAUUAUAACUCCUAACAGGGGAUUCUUUUUUAUGCCCAGAUAUGUGCAUGACGUGCCUCAUUUUAAACCCCGCACCAUUCAUGCAUUGGAUUGCUAUUGCUCGCGAACAAUGGGCGGUGUAGGAUGCGCGGCAUUUUAAAUCUCUGGAAAUAUCUGAAAACGGCUAAACAGAUAUUGUUUACCCAGGACGUUACUUAACCAUACAUCCUUUUUUCAGGUGACGACAGCACACUUUUUUACACAAUGGUUGAAGAGGCUUGUCGCAUUAAGAUCCGUUUUCGCCAGAAACAGUUUUAGAAAAUUGACAGGACACUGUUGGCCUAAAUUAGGGAUUGCGUACAUUUCUUUUUGUUCUGUGCAGUGACAAAGGAGUUUGGUUUAAGCUGCCCAUGGCAUUCGAGGCCUCUUGAGACAAGAGAAACCAUAUUAUAAAACGCAGUGCAACUGGAGUCAAGUUUUCAUAAAGGUCAAUAUACUAGACGUGGAACCUGCACAUUAUGUUUAAAACAACCUCUCCGUACAAAGUAUGUAAGUGCUCGAAAUGCAGUGGUGACGCAGAGUACAUUUGCUUAACAUGUUCAUGUAAGAUGUGCGUCAAGUGCGAGCAAUAUCAUGUUAAUGAUAUCAGAUCUACUGGCCAUAACGUGGUUAUAAUCUCUGAAAAAGAAUACGAGGGCAAAGAAGACAUACAUUCGAAAUAUAUAGACGAAAACGCUACAAUUAAGCGACAACAAUACCGAGAAAUUAUUCACACAAUUAGGAGUGAUACUAUUUUAAGAAGACGUUUUAUUCUGAAGGAAAUAAAAAAUGACAUCAAUACCUGUCAUACACAAACUUACGAUGUUCAAUCAGAGAUGCAAAAUGUCGCGCAAAACAUGAAAGAUAUGCUUGAUAAUUGGAUUCGGAAGAUUGAUUCCCCACAUAGAUGUUUAAACAAAAAGAAAGAAUUAGAGAGAUAUUUUUCAGUUUUACAAAGAUUUGAGCAAAAUGAUGAACAUUCAUUUAUCAGACCGGUUCGAUUUCUGUCAUUUCUGUCAUUCUUUAAAAAAAAAGGCAUUCAGGCCGUCAAUUUUCAUAUAACAUACCACAAACGGCUCCACAUGACUGAUUCAAUUAAAAGAAAGGAUUUGAAAAAGUUAUUAAGCGGGAAAAUUAAUAAGAAACGUGUACGUUCAAUAGGAAAUGAGUGUCUGUUUGAUCUAAUGCAAACACCUGAGUUACAGAACUCUUUUUUCGUCGGGGAUCCUGGGUUUCAAUGCCAUCACAUUUCGGUUCUUACUUCAGACCGAUUCUGGGUAAAUAAUGACACAAUGCUUUUUUUGACAAGCUCUGAAGGUGACAUUCUUUUUGACGUGGAAGACUUUCAUGGUGGUUUACAAAGCUCUGCAUUUACUGGGGGUGUGCACACAGUAAACAGUAAGCAGGAAUUAUUUUAUUUAAAUCGACGCUUCAAUAUUAAAAAACUUUCAAAUGAUAUGAAAACAAAAACGACAUUUGUAAAAAGAACAAACUUUUUACAGACACCAAGAUGUAUGUAUUCGUCCCGUCGCACUGGCGAUCUACUGGUUGGUACCAUAACGGGUAUUGUUAACCGGUACAACCAAUCAGGAGAACUGAUACAGUCGAUUAAAGACAAUGCACAGGGACAGAAUCUGUAUAAAAAACCAAUUUAUCUCACUGAAAACAACAACGGGGAUAUUGUAGUGUCUGAUUUGCUAAAUGGUGUGGUGGUGACAGAUUACCAUGGACGGCAUCGUUUCUCCUUCAGCAUGCAUCCAAAUGGAAGAGUUGUAAGGCCUUUUGGAAUUUGCACCGAUGAGUUGUCACACAUUAUCGUGUAUGAUAACAAUAACCUUACAUUAUUAGUUAUCGAUAAAAACGUGAAUUUCAUACGUGAUUUGUAUAUUGAAGCAAUUGAGCCACAAUGGUUUUCACAUGAAUUUGGAAUGUAUCGAAGGGAUGUUACUCCAUUAUGCCUCAGUUACGAUGUCACUACUCAUCGUCUUUGGGUCGGAACAUGCAAUGCUAACAAGCUGUACAUUUACCAGCAUAUUACUGGACAGAACGCAUUCAAUGAAAUCGAUGAAUGGGAAGAUUCAGAAAUUCUAAAACAGAAAAAGGCAUUAAAAGCCCGAAGGAUUUUUAAAGACGAGGACAUUUUGAAAAAACACCUGUCUAUCAGCGGAUACAUACAUGGUACCAAAAACGGACUUGAAGUAGUUAAAGUUUUUCUACGAUACGAUGACAAAAUUGCAAAAUUGGAGAUAAAGGACAAUAUCUUGGAGGGACUUAAAGAGGAAUUUAUCAUCAUUCCUAAACGAAUAAAAAAAUUAAAAAAAAAGCUGACUUCAAUUACAAAAAAAGAAAAUUCUACUCCUGGAGUUGAUGUUGUAGAAAUGAAUCGUGUAGGUAGAAUAAUAAGUAACCGAGCAUCAUAUGUAUAUAAAAACCAUUCAGACGUAUUUGGACUUCGGAUAAGUAAUGUAAGAUGCGUUGACGGCAAGUUUAAGCAAGAGCCAUGCAUUGUUAUAUAUUGUUUAGACAAAUCAUUCAUACCGUCCGGCGAAAACAAAUUACCAGAAACACUAGAAGGAUAUCCUUGUGAUAUACGAGAAAACAUUAUCAUGUUUGGAGGAGGACCAAGUAUAGGAUCUAGCAUCGGGAUUCCAUACAAUGGAUCAUGGGGUUCUGUCGGAUUUUUCGUUAAAUCAAAUGUUCCUUCCUUGAUACCUGUUUCUGGUUUUCUCACAGCAGCUCACGUAGCAAUCAAAGAAUUAGACAAACUACACGACGAAAAGGCAUUACUGUCAGAAUGCAAGCAAAGAAAACGCUGUGAAUUUGCCAAACAAACUCAUUUUAUUGUGCAGCCAGCAUGGCCACAUAGCGACGGUGGUAAACCUGUUGGAGAAGUUGUAGAAUCGUUCUGUGGAAACUAUAAACCAUAUGGAGAAGGAAAAUAUAACCCUUCUUUUGGAAUGGACGCAGCUUUUAUAAAGACAUAUCCUCCAAUGCCAGAAGGUAAACAAAUUCAAAACAUUUAUUUUUCUGAAAUAAGUGUUAAAGAGGCACUGUUUUUAGUUUUGAAAGAUUUAAGGUCAGACGACACGUCCUUCAAUUUUACAUAACUAUCUCCAGGAAUGUCGCUACUUUGUCAAGUUUUCUUGCAUAAAUGUAGGGUACCUUAUUAGGCAUUUAUGCAAGAUACUAGAGUAUGCAUUUUCCUCUUUAACCUUAUUGAAAGUACAAUUGAA